Molecule: messenger RNA, 4169 nt
Organism: Clupea harengus (Atlantic herring)
Lineage: Eukaryota; Metazoa; Chordata; Actinopteri; Clupeiformes; Clupeidae
Gene: vps54
Product: VPS54 subunit of GARP complex
Biological process (GO): retrograde transport, endosome to Golgi; Golgi to vacuole transport
Cellular component (GO): GARP complex
Molecular function (GO): syntaxin binding
Source: RefSeq, a predicted model, not a curated record
UCAAUUCGCGCGUUGCAUUGUGGAUCCCGUGCCGGUCGUUUGGUUGGCUUGUAGUGUAUGAGAUUGUGAUGGUGUAUGGCAGGAAUAGGAGCUGCUGUGUUACAAACAACAGCUAGCCUCCUUCAAGAGGAGCCUCGAUGCCAUGGCCUCAGGCCACAGCUCCUCCUCAGCGCCUCACUCAAGCAGAGGCGGCGGCAGUGAUGGCUUUUACCGGAAGGGUCAAGAGCACUCAUCCAGACACUACCGAUCUGUCUGCCCCCUACCUGAUGUCUGCCCCAAAGAGCCCACAGGGGAGACCCGUGGGCUCUGUGAUGGUCCGUCUGUGGUGGCAGACCAGCACCGCUGGACCAUCUACAGUUCAAAGGUCAAUCUGCCGGCUGCAUUAAACGACCCUCGUCUGGCCAAGAGAGAGUCGGACUUCUUCACCAAAACCUGGGGUCUUGAUUUUGCGGAAACCGAAGUCAUGCCCUCGUUCUACCUCCCCAACAUCACAAAGGAGCACUUCGCUCCGUACCUGCAGGAGAUGUCUCAGAAAGAGAAAAUCCAUGAGCGUUGCAGAGCCAUCUGUCCCAACAAGGAUGAUCCUGACUCAGUCUCCAGCAUAACACAUAACCAUGAAAAAGCUCGAACGGAACUGGAACAGGUACCUAAGAUCUUCAUGAGGCCUGAUUUUGUAUUGAAUGACCCCGUGACCUUCAACGCUGUGUUGCCAUGGUCACACUUCAGUGUUGCCAGCGGAAAGAAUCGGGACGCGUCAUCAUCCCGGCUCCUCCAGGAGAAGCUGAGUCACUACCUGGACGUGGUGGAGGUGUGCAUCGCCCGUCAGAUCUCGCUGCGCUCCGAGGCGUUCUUCCACGCCAUGUCCUCCCAGCACGAGCUGCAGGACCGGCUGCAGAAGACCACGCACGCCGUGGCUAAGCUGCGCAGCCGCAUGGCCAACAUGGAGCGCGUGAUGUGCGCGGGGCCCCUGAGGGCCCUCCAGCAGACGCUGACGCGGAGCAACUGCGUGCGCCUGCACAGUAAGCUGAAGCUCAUGGCCGCCGUGCACCAGACGCAGCCCACCGUGCAGCUGCUGCUCUCCACCUCCGAGUUCGUGGGCGCGCUGGAGCUCAUCGCCACCACCAAGGAGGUGCUGCAGCAGGAACUACAGGGCAUCCACAGCUUUAGGCACCUGGGCUCUCAGCUGUGUGAGAUGGAGCGCCUCAUCGACAAGAUGAUGGUGGCAGACUUCAGCACCUACGCCAAGAGCGACCUGAACCGGCCCUUUGAGGAGGACAGUCAGGUCCUGGAGAAGGUUGGGCAAUCUGGUGCACAAGCUGGGUUUUUUUCACCUCUAAGAAACCACACCAAUGCGAGGGGAAAGGUUUAUGACAGACUGCAGUCUCUUGUCUUUGGGCUCCUGAGGCAAAGGAAGCUGGACUUCCUGGACAUCUAUAGCGAGGAGAUCAUUCAGGCAGCCAAGGGCAUAGUCAGACAGUCUGUCCUCCGAACUGUGUCUCAGAUUGAUGAGAUCGACACCGACGUCGUCAUGAAGCUCCCAGACCAGAUGCGUCUGAUGGUGUUCUGCCAGUGGUUUGAGCUGCUCCAGGACAUAUUUGAGCACUUCAUCCUCUUCCUCAAGAGAAUCAAGGCGACUCUGAGCGUGAUCAGGUGUGUGGUGCUGGAGGUCCUGGACAGCAGCCAGAGGAGCCGGCUGACGGCGGAGGGGCGAGAGCGGACGGGAGACCAGGAGGAGGAGGAGGAGGAGGAAGAGGAGCGUCUGGAGGGCCACCCUCGGGUGGGGACGGAGCUGGCCUACCUGACGCACGAGGGCCUGUUCAUCAGCGACGCUCUGAACGAGGCGGAGACGCAGGCGCAGGAGACCCAGCAGCAGGAGACGACGCGCAGCGCGGCCAUGCACAUGCAGGCGAGGAGGGACGUGUACGGGAGCGACUCGGCCUCGGCCACCACGGAGUCCUCCUCCAGCAGGGAGCACAUCGCCAUGACUACAUCCGCCCUGCCGGGGGGGCUCAACACGGGCCUCAGCAGUGACGACAUGAUGCCCUCCGACCUUGAGCUGGGUCGCGUGGCCAACAACGUCCAGGAGCUGCUGUACACCGCCUCUGACGUCAGCCACGACCGCUGUGUCAAGGUCCUCAUGGCCAGAGCCAAGGAUGGUUCUCUCGAGCGCCUGAGCUCGGCGGAGUUUGUGUGUCUGUCCCAGGAGGUGGAGGGCUUCGUGAAGGAGACGGAGGAACUGUGUGGCAGGCGCAGCGUCUCCCUCCGGGGGGCGCUCCAGAGCCAGGCCAACCGCUUCGUCCACAGGUUCCACGAGGAGCGCAAGAACAAGCUCAGUUUGCUGUUGGACAACGAGCGCUGGAAGCAGGCGGAGGUGCCUGCAGAGUUCCAAGACCUGGUGAACUCCAUCGCUGACGGCAGGAUCACGCUACCCGAUCGUAAAACCUCAGGCACUGAAGAGCGCAAACCAAGUGAUUACUUAACCGUCGAUGGACAAAGAUAUGCUGUUGUUGGCACGGUCCUACUGCUGAUCCGGAUCUUUCUGGAGUAUUGUCAGUGUGUGAAUGACAUCCCCUCCAUCGCCACAGAUAUGCUCACACGCCUCUCAGACUUCCUCAAGCACUUCAACUCGCGGAGCUGUCAGCUGGUGCUGGGGGCCGGAGCGCUCCAGGUGGUGGGCCUCAAGACAAUCACAACCAAGAACCUGGCUCUGGUCUCACGCUGUCUGCAGCUGGUGGUUCACUACAUCCCCAUCAUCAGGGCCCACUUUGAGACCAAGCUGCUGCCCAAACAGUACAGCGUCCUCAGGCACUUUGACCACAUCACUAAAGAUUACAAUGAUCACAUAGCUGAAAUUUCAGCCAAACUGGUGGCAAUCAUGGACAGUUUGUUUGAGAAAGUGCUGUUAAAGUAUGAAGUAAAGGCUCCUAUGCCUUCCAUUUGUUUCCGGAACAUCUGCAAACAGAUGGCCAAAAUGCAUGAGGCCAUCAGUGACCUCCUGCCAGAGGAGCAGACUCAGAUGCUGUUUUUGAGGAUAAAUGCCGGCUUUAAGAUGCACCUGAAAAAGCAGUUGUCUAAACUAGGUGUGGUCAACGAUGGUGCUCCUCAACACGGGCUGGUCGUGGUUGAUGUAGCGUUCUACACAGAGAACGUGCAGGUUCUGCGGUCUCUGGAGCGGCUGGACCUGAACAUGGCUGAGAUCUGGGAGCAGAAGAGGUGAUGGGGGGCCGUGGGGCUCCUGAAGGACAUGUCGUCAUUACGGCCCACGGGAGAGGGAUCUGAAGACUCCAGUGGGACGGGGCGCUGUGUGUGCUUCUGUCUUACUAUCCAGCGUGUCCACAGGGGAUCACUGUCCCCAGUCACUAGUCCAGUCCCUUGCCUUUCUCUGGUGUGUCUCCAGAACGGGGCACGUCAGGGGGUUGGGAACGGCGUGGGGUGGGGCAAGGGUGUUAGGGCGUUUAACACAAUGGAGGAGACACUGGCAUUCAUUUGUGGGGACCAAAACUGGAAAUUGCUGAAAAAAAGGGCAGCAUUUCUUUCAGCCUUUUUUUUUUUUUUCUUAUUUUCUUUCCUUCCUAUUUUGGACAGGGAUGAUUUUUCACGAGUGCAUCCGUGUGCCUCGUACUUGUCACUACACACAAAAGCUCUAUCUGGUCACUCUGGUGUGCAAUGCAAUGGGGAUGAAGAAUAAAGGACGAUUGACUCAAGUAGAGAGAUGUUUGAGAUUUAAGGAGGAGUUGAUUUUCAACAGGGGGGGUAAAGACAUAAAGUAUCAUUUUAUUUCCUGUACAAUUUUUUUUCUAAGGUUUUAACUGUGGUUUUUAGCCGUUCGUUCGUGAACUGAGGGAAGGAAUGAUGACCAGAUCAACUCAUUUGCCAGAUUGAUAUAGAAAAACAUGUAGCCUAGAUCUCAAUGAAGUGGAGGAGGAAUGUGAAAAUGUGUGUAACUGUCACAUUAUCUUGUGUUGGCACAACUUCAACAGAAUCCUGACAGCUCUGUAAAGCAGUACCCUCAGGCUUUCAUGCAAGCCAUUACUGAAGUUGUUAACUGACCUUGGCUCUUAAUAUGCUUGAUUUAAACAAGCAACUUGGACAGACAGCUCUAAAGAUGAUCAGUGAAAUAAAGAACUCUAAACGUAUAUCUUAAUAUAUAAAAAAAUAUAUAGAGGACA